Penicillium maclennaniae is the source of this 1707-nucleotide messenger RNA. It is a transcript of the gene nop58, whose product is annotated as RNA-processing protein NOP58. Gene Ontology annotation, molecular function: snoRNA binding. NCBI's taxonomy places the organism in Eukaryota, Fungi, Ascomycota, Eurotiomycetes, Eurotiales, Aspergillaceae. The record is from RefSeq and is a predicted model, not a curated record. Gene Ontology annotation, cellular component: small-subunit processome; box C/D methylation guide snoRNP complex. Bases 1 to 1707 code for a protein of 568 amino acids. The transcript has 3 exons.
AUGUCGCUUUUCCUCCUCACUGAGACCAGUGCGGGCUAUGCCCUGCUGAAGGCCAAGGACAAGAAGCUCCUGAAGCGCAAGGACAUCGCUGAGGAUGCUUCCUCUGCUGAGGGUGUCUCCGAAAUGUUCAAGUUGAAGGGUUUCCAGAAGUUUGAUAGCGCUGCUACUGCCGUUGAGGAGGCCGCUGCCAUCAUUGAGGGCAAGGUCACUCCCCGUCUUGCCUCCCUUCUCGAUGGAAUCAAGGAUGAGAAGAAGGGCACUCUCGCCGUUGCGGACGCCAAGCUCGGAAACGCCAUUGGGAAACUUCCCGGUUUCUCCAUUGACCUGGUUGCCGACUCAACCACCUCCGAUGCUUUCCGUGCCAUUCGUGAGCACCUCGCCGCCCUUAUCCCCGGUCUGGCUCCUAGUGACAUGUCCGCCAUGUCCCUCGGUCUCUCCCACUCUCUUGCCCGUCACAAGCUUAAGUUCUCCCCCGACAAGAUCGAUACCAUGAUCGUUCAGGCCAUUGGUCUGCUCGAUGACCUCGACAAGGAGCUCAACACCUACGCUAUGCGCGUUAAGGAAUGGUACGGCUGGCACUUCCCCGAGCUGGCCAAGAUCCUCAACGACAACAUUGCCUACUCUAAGCUUGUCUUGAAGAUGGGUAUGCGCACUAACUGGGAGACUGUUGAUCUCUCAGAGAUCCUUCCAGAGGAGAUUGAAGCUGCCGUAAAGCUUGCUGCCGAUCGCUCCAUGGGUACCGAGAUCAGCGAGGAGGAUCUGGAGAACAUUCAGGCCCUGGCCACCCAGGUUGUUGAGUUUGCCGAUUACCGCCAGCGUCUGUCCGGCUACCUCACCUCCCGUAUGAACGCCAUUGCUCCCAACCUGACUGCUCUUGUUGGCGAGCUCGUUGGUGCUCGCCUCAUCGCUCAUGCUGGUAGCUUGACCAGCCUUUCCAAGAGCCCUGCCUCUACCAUCCAGAUUCUGGGAGCCGAGAAGGCCCUCUUCCGUGCCUUGAAGACCAAGCACGACACUCCCAAGUACGGUCUGAUCUACCACGCUUCUUUGAUCGGCCAAGCCACCGGCCGCAACAAGGGAAAGAUGGCCCGUAUCCUUGCCGCCAAGGCUUCUCUGGGUAUCCGUGUGGAUUCACUUGCUGAUUGGGCUGACGAUGUCACCGAGGAGGAUAAGGCUGCUCUCGGCACCGAAGCCCGCUUCAACCUCGAGCGCAAGCUCGCUGCCAUGGAGGGCAAGCCUCUCAAGCCCCGCGGCGUUGCCAUUGCUCCCAACGGCACGGCCCAGCCCCAGAAGUUCGACCUGAACGAGGCCCGCAAGUACAACCCCGAUGCCGAUGCCGUGGCUGACGAGGAGCCCUCCCCCGCCAAGAAGGACAAGAAGGAAAAGAAGGAAAAGAAGCUGGUCGAGGAGGUCUCCGACGAGGAGAUGGCCGACGCUGACUCUGACGAGUCCGAUUCCGACAGCCCUGCCGAGACAGAGCUCGAGAAGAUGGCCGCCAAGGCCGGUCUCAGUGUCAAGCGUUACCAGCGCAAGCUUGAGCGUGGAGAGAUCGUUUUCGAUAAGAAGGGUAACCCGUCAGCCAUCAGCAAGAAGGACGUGAAGAAGGCCAAGAAGGAGGCCAAGAAGGCCGACAAGGAGGACGGCAAGAAGCGCAAGCGGGACGACGACGGUGACGAGAAGAAGAAGAAGAAGAAGAGCAAGGGCGAGUAA